This is a messenger RNA of Nyctereutes procyonoides (raccoon dog), 942 nucleotides long. RefSeq names its product olfactory receptor 52E2-like. The transcript has a single exon. Gene Ontology annotation, biological process: G protein-coupled receptor signaling pathway. Gene Ontology annotation, molecular function: olfactory receptor activity; G protein-coupled receptor activity. The coding region runs from base 7 to 942 and encodes 311 amino acids. Gene Ontology annotation, cellular component: membrane. Lineage: Eukaryota; Metazoa; Chordata; Mammalia; Carnivora; Canidae. The record is from RefSeq and is a predicted model, not a curated record.
AGCAAGAUGUCUCUUUCCAAUCAAACUCAGCUCCACCCCUCCUCCUUCUUGCUGGUGGGAAUCCCAGGACUAGAAACAGUCCACAUCUGGAUUGGCUUUCCCUUUUGUGCCAUGUAUCUGAUUGCUCUCAUAGGAAACUUCACCAUCUUGUUCAUCAUCCAGACUGAGCACAGCCUCCACCAGCCCAUGUUUUACUUUCUAGCAAUACUGGCUACCAUUGACCUGGGACUGUCCACAACCACUAUCCCUAAGAUGCUGGGCAUAUUCUGGUUCGGCCUCAGGGAGAUCACUUUUGAUGACUGCCUUACUCAGAUGUUUUUCAUUCACAUUUUUACUGGCAUGGAAUCAGGAGUCCUUCUUGCCAUGGCUUAUGACCGUUAUGUAGCUAUCUGUAACCCUCUUCGUUAUAACACAAUCCUUACUAACAAAGUAGUAUCUCUUAUUGGUUUUGGGGUGGUUGGGAGAUCUUUUUUCAUUGUACUCCCCUUUGUAUUCCUCAUCUUGAGACUGCCCUUUUGUGAACAUCAUGUCAUCUCCCACACAUACUGUGAGCAUAUGGGUCUUGCCCGUCUGGCCUGUGCAAGUAUCAGAAUCAAUAUUAUAUAUGGUCUGGGGACCAUAGCAAUCCUGGGGCUUGACAUCAUGGCCAUUUCUCUGUCCUAUGUCCAAAUUCUCUGUGCCGUUUUCCAUUUCCCCUCCCAUGAGGCCAGGCUCAAGUCUCUCAGCACCUGUGGCUCCCAUGUCUGUGUAAUUUUGGCUUUUUACACCCCAGCCCUCUUCUCUUUUUUGACACAUCGUUUUGGCCAAAAUGUUCCCCACUACAUCCAUAUCCUUCUGGCCAAUCUGUAUGUAGUGAUUCCACCAAUGCUCAACCCUGUCAUCUAUGGAGUCAGAACCAAGCAGAUUCAUGAAAGGGUGCUCAGAAUAUUUAGCCAGAAGUAA